Molecule: messenger RNA, 378 nt
Organism: Penicillium egyptiacum
Lineage: Eukaryota; Fungi; Ascomycota; Eurotiomycetes; Eurotiales; Aspergillaceae
Source: the annotation of a GenBank genome assembly
AUGGCUCCUAUCCAAGACCUCAACGACAACACGCUCUCUCCUCAGGCUGACAAGCAAUACGUCGCUGACAUGAAGAAAGAGCUCUUUAUCACUAAACUGCUCCUCGGGCUCAUCGUGGUCGUCUGCACCCUGUCCUUUGGGUACACAAUCUACGCCACGGUUAAGCCCAAGUAUGAGGAGAAAUGGAAGCCGAAGCUUCGGGACUGCAAGGAAAAGUAUACGGACUGGAAGGAGAAGAUCACCUGGCAUGCCAAAGAACCAAAAGCGCCAGCGCCUGCUCAUGUGGCUCGCCAUGUCUCUGAGGCUCCGGAUGUCAACCAGAUCGUGAGUGAUCUGACUCCGGGGUACACGAAGAUGUCAACGGCGGGCAUCGUCUAG